Molecule: messenger RNA, 642 nt
Organism: Acanthosepion pharaonis
Lineage: Eukaryota; Metazoa; Mollusca; Cephalopoda; Sepiida; Sepiidae
Source: the annotation of a GenBank genome assembly
AUGGAAAAUUUUGAAAAUGUUGCAGCGCAACUUCCUUUUCUUUCCUUCUUUUUUCUUUUAUUGUUUCCCUCCUUCUUCUUUAUAUUUGACAUUUUCUUUCCUUCUUUUUUCUUUUAUUGUUUCCCUCCUUCCUUCUUUAUAGUUGACAGUUUCUUUCCUUCUUUUUCCUUUUAUUGUUUCCCGCCUUCCUUCUUUAUAUUUGACAUUUUCUUUAUUUCUUCUAGUGUUUCUUUCAUUCUUCAUCUCCGACAUUUUUUUUUCUUUAUUUCUUUUUCUUCUUUGACGUUUUUCACCUCUUCUUUAUUUAAUUUCUGUGUUCGUUUAUUUCUUCUUCUUCUUCUUCUUCUUCUUCUUCUUCUUCUUCUUCUUCUUCUUCUUCUUCUUCUUCUUCUUCUUUACACUGACCUUGAUGUUUUACAAAUAUUUUUUUCUUUUUGCUUUUUUUUUCUUCUUACUUUCUUUCUUUAUUUAUCCUUCAUUUUAUUUUCAUAUAAUUUGAUUUUUUACGUUAAUUAUUUCGUUUCUUUUCUCCUGUGUCCUAACCUUUCUUUUACUUUUUAUUUUCUUAUUUUUUCUUUUUAUUUCUUUAAUUCUUUCUUUCUUUUUCUUUCCUUUUAUUAUCUUCUUCUUUUUCAUUGUUAG